GAGUUCGCGUCAUAGAUACUAUUGUAUAAUGUACUGUGGAUCUGUAGCUACGGUCUGAUUCACUGUGUGCGAUAUCAGACUACCGUGUCUUACGAUCGAACGCUCAUAUUGGGACUAAAAUGUUCUGCUGAAUUCAACUGUUUUGAAAAUUGUUUAGGUGCAUUAAUAAAUAUGGGUAGUUUUUUCGGACAUGCUGCGUCUGGGAUUUUAUUCAUGAUAUUGGCAACAUGGUGGACAAUACAACGAACAUUCAAUAACUGCUAUCGCAACUAUCGAAGGACUCGUCGGAAAGCUAGACUGCCGUGUAUGAAUGUACCUUUUGAAGGGAUUUUAGUUGUCUUUUUGGCUCUUUCCGGCUUUAUCGGUGAACAAGUUUAUAAAACUUGGAAGUGGAAAAUAUUUGAUAAUGAAGGUAAUUUUAUUUACUCAAGUAUUUGGCAGCAUUGCACUAUGUGGUCGGCUUUUGCGUUCUAUGGAGCUGCCAAAAUUGCCGUGGCAACCUGCUUUAAAGGCUCCGAAAGAUGGGCUCAGGUGUUCUUAACGUUCGCUUACUUUAUUGAAUGUUUGCUGUUUUAUUUUCAUCUCCACGGACGAACAGAACUGAAUGUUCAGAUGCACUUGUUAGAGGUGACGAUUGUGUUUAUGUGCAUUCUAUUCAGUGCAGGCGAAAUGUGGCUCCCGGCUGACGAGGUGCUUCCAUGGUUACGCACUUGGGCCACGUUUGUUCAAGGCUCGUGGAUGUUGCAGAUUGGUUCAACGUUGUACCAUCCUCUACGUAGUAAAGAUUACGCGUGGGAUGAGGAUGAUCAUCUGAACAUCAAAUUCUUUACAAUGGUCUUCGCUUGGCACUGCAUUCUCGGAACCAUUGUGGUGGCUAUCCAAAUGUUUAUAAGCAAAGCAAUCAUGAAAUAUAUGUGUGGGGGGUUGCAGUAUUCGUCUACAUACACUGGAUUACAAGACAAGGACGAAGAGGAGGAAGAACGGUUCAUCAUGGAAACUAAAAUUAACUUUAAUGAUGAAGAAUGUUAAGUUAACUGAUAAGCUUACCGGAAUAUUGUCAAUUUUCUAUUUUUCUAAGCUUUAUAUAUGUUUACGUUUAGUGGCGUAACAAAGAGGUCUGUGGCUCAUGGUAAUGUUUUUACUGUUAUCGUUUGGCUCCACCUUACAUUAACUCAAAAUUAAUCAACGCGGCAUCCAGAACGUCAGGCCAUUUUUUCAGUUACACAUCCUAAAGUUAAAAAAUGAAAGCACAGUUCCAACUACAUAAUUCAUCAUUUUUUGUAAUAUUUCCGCUUAUACAGUAUUUUCCAUUCUUCAUAUUCUUCUUUCCAAGGAAAACUUUUUCAUAGCGUAAUAUGCAGUGGCGGCUCUAGAAUAUAUUUUCUGGUGGGGGGAUGGGGCUGAGCUUUCAGACAGGGGGACUUGGGCUCGUAGGCCCAGCUGUGGAAAGGGUUUGAGAGGGUGUUUCCCCUCCCAAAUGAGAUUUUUUUAAAUAAUAGAAAACUCUGGGUGGCCAGAAAUGACACCCUCUGAUUUUGACAGACAUGUGUUGGCUUGGCGUGGAC
Molecule: messenger RNA, 1565 nt
Organism: Anneissia japonica
Lineage: Eukaryota; Metazoa; Echinodermata; Crinoidea; Comatulida; Comatulidae
Product: transmembrane protein 45A-like
Exons: 1
Coding region: 172-1029 (285 amino acids)
Source: RefSeq, a predicted model, not a curated record